CAGUGGGGAGGUGAGAAAAAGGCACGAGCUGUUCACCUGCUAAAACACCACGCGGAAAUAAGUUCGAAAUAGGAAGUAUGAAAACUGUCAUUUGACACCAUCAUAAUCCAGUAAGAGCACAAUGCUGACUCUUCCGUUUGAGGAUCCUGUCAUCAUGGACACUCAAUUCGGGGCUAACUUUCCACGGGACUGCGUGGGUGAAAUGAAGGUCACUAAACAAGAGCCAUUUAAAAAGGAGGAGACGCUCUCCCACACGAUGGAGGAUGAGAAUUCAGAGAAGGAUGAGGAUGAACAGGAGGACGGACAGGACGCGAAUGGUCUGCCUCGGAGGAGAGGGCCUCGGAAAAAGAAAAUGACCAAAGCUAGGGUGGACCGGGUCAAGAUGAGGCGCAUGGAGGCCAACACCAGGGAGAGGAACCGAAUGCACGGUCUGAACAACGCCCUGGACAGCCUGCGCAAGGUGGUGCCCUGCUACUCCAAAACCCAGAAACUGUCGAAAAUCGAAACCCUGCGCAUGGCCAAGAACUACAUCUGGGCACUUUCCGAGAUCCUGAGCACUGGGAAGAGGCCUGACCUCUUGACCUUCGUUCAGACCCUCUGCAAAGGGCUCUCGCAGCCCACCACCAACUUAGUGGCCGGAUGCCUGCAGCUGAACGCCAGGAAC
Sinocyclocheilus rhinocerous is the source of this 664-nucleotide messenger RNA. Its product is annotated as neurogenic differentiation factor 6-A-like. The record is from RefSeq and is a predicted model, not a curated record. Gene Ontology annotation, cellular component: nucleus. NCBI's taxonomy places the organism in Eukaryota, Metazoa, Chordata, Actinopteri, Cypriniformes, Cyprinidae. The transcript has 2 exons. The annotation marks the transcript as partial. Gene Ontology annotation, molecular function: E-box binding; protein dimerization activity; DNA-binding transcription factor activity, RNA polymerase II-specific. Gene Ontology annotation, biological process: sensory organ development; axon development; positive regulation of transcription by RNA polymerase II.